Molecule: messenger RNA, 2029 nt
Organism: Durotheca rogersii
Lineage: Eukaryota; Fungi; Ascomycota; Sordariomycetes; Xylariales; Xylariaceae
Exons: 1
Coding region: 243-1532 (429 amino acids)
Molecular function (GO): FAD binding
Source: RefSeq, a predicted model, not a curated record
GAUCCAAAGUCAGGUGCUGUACCUAAGUGAUAUGUCAACCAGCGGAGGAGUGAGGCCAAUCGGACCAUGGCGGGGGACGGACUUAACGAUGCCGCACGGGACACGAAGACAACGGCCGAGACGAACAGACGAACGAACAACCGAAGAGGGAGAUCGCUUUCCUUCGUCAUCAACUCGCUGCUCUCCUCCAUGUGCUCCGCGGUCAACCUUACUUCAUUUCUUCAAGCUGAACUGGAGCCGCCAUGGAUCCCUUGAAAGUCCUCAUAAUCGGCGGCGGGGUGGCGGGCCCGACGCUCGCCUACUGGCUCUCGCGCAUCGGCGCCAACAUCACCCUCAUCGAGCGCUCCCCGAACAUGAGAGCGACGGGGCAGCAGGUGGACCUGCGCGCGCACGGCGUGCCGAUGAUGCAGAAGAUGGGGAUCGAGGCGGCGGUGCGGGCGGCGAGCGUGCCGGAAGCGGGGACGCAGCUCGUCGACGUGCGCGGCCGGGUCAAGGCGUUCUUCCCGGCGGAGCGGAGCGGGACGGGGAUGCAGAGCUUCACGUCCGAGUACGAGAUCAUGCGCGGCGACCUGGUGCGGAUCCUGUACGGGCUCACGGAGACGCGGCGCAACGUGCGGCACCUGUUCGGCGCCACCGUCGACGCCUUCACGCAGGACGACGAGCGCGACCCCGACGGCAAGGUCCACGUGCGCUUCGCCGACGGCCGCAGCGAGGACUACGACCUCGUCGUCGGCGCCGACGGCGCCGCCUCCAAGACCCGCAAGAUGAUGCUCGGCCCCGGCGCCCCCGACCCGCGCUUCCGCCGCGGCAGCUACAUCGGCUACUUCAGCGUCCCCGCGGCGCCGGGCGACUCCGACCGCGGCACCUUCUGCCACCUGCCCGGGCGCGACGUGUCGCGGGUGGUCGGGACGCGCAAGGACCGCGCCGACCUCACGCGCGUGUACAUGAUCAUGCGGGGGAAGUACCCGCCCCUCGACGCGGCGUACCAGUCCGGCGCGCUGGCGGAGCUGAAGAAGGCGUGGGGCGACCUGUACCAGGACGGCGGGUGGGAGUGCCGGCGGUUCACGGAGGCGCUGCGGCACGCGCCCGAGGCCGACGACCUGUACUGCACGCCGUUCGAGGAGGUGCGGCUGCCGCAGGGCGGCUGGUCGCGCGGCCGCGUCGUGCUGCUCGGCGACUCGGCGUACUGCCAGACCGCCGGCGGCUUCGGCUGCACGUGGAGCCUGGUCGGCGCGUACGUGCUGGCGGGCGAGAUCGCGACGCUGCGCGCGCGAGCGGGCGUGUCGCGCUCCGAGGCCGUCAUCCAGGGCGCCAAGAACUACGAGGAGCGGUUCCGGCCCCUGGCUACCGCCGGCCACGGCGGCGCCCAGAUCUUCGACUACCUCUUCCUCCCCCGCUCCCCCCUCGGCAUCGGCCUGCUGCACGCCUGCGCCAGCGCCGCCGCCUACUUCCGCCUCGACCGCAAGGCCUCCAUGGAGACCAGGGUGGCGAGCCUGAAGCUCCCAGACUAUCCCGAGUUAGAGGGCGAAUAAGAUAUCGAGAAUGGCUACUGGCUUAGGGUAUGAGAACACAGCUUGGGAGGGCGUAAAGGGGCGGCUUGUACUUGGGCAUGUAAUUUUACAUUAUCUUCACUUGUAAUCCCUACUCACUCGUCGCUGCCAGAGGUAUUCUGUUCCGCGAGUUGCCCCUGAGCUUAUAGGAUGUGCCAGGUCGCCAAACGACUGCUUCUGAGCUCUUGACAUCACCAUCUCGCUUGUGAGCCACAUCAUACGAUUUUACGGCAGGCAUGAUAUCAGACAGGAUAAUAAUUACUUUUUCUCAGCAUUCAGGCUGGAUGAUAGCGGCGCCCGCGGUCUUUUAGAUUGUCUUUCCUUUCCCCUUUUAGCCCUGCUUAUAAGGUCUUCUUUAUGGGGGAGGGGAAUGAGUGGUCGGGGGGCCCUAGGCCGUCGUUAAUAUACGUAUAUAGUGUAGGCUGCGCUGUAGUCAGCGUCUUUCUAGGUAGCAGUUAUUAUGAGAAGUUUACCAUCUG